AUGGCCUCGUCAAAACAAGCUGUUGUCUGUGUCUUCUGCGGGGCAACAUCUGGCAAAGAUGCUGCCCACCUCGAAGCCGCGCGAGCGCUGGCGUAUGAAUUUCACAAGAACAAUGUCCAGCUUGUCUACGGUGGUGGAACGACAGGACUCAUGGGCGAGGUCGCAAAGACACUUGUGGCCCUCUCAGGGCCAAAAUCUGUUCACGGGGUGAUUCCCCGUGCGCUCGUGCAGGUGUCAGGGAAGCGUGAGGGGGCGGAAGUGAACGGGGGCGCCAAAGCUGCUGAGCGUGUCCUCGCUGCGGGAACUCACAUUGACGAGAAGGAUUGUAUUCCCGAGAGCGAGUACGGGGUCACGACGAUCGUGCCCGAUAUGCAUACGCGUAAGAGGCUCAUGGCGACAAAGGUCAUGGAGGGGGGACCCGGGUCGGGAUUUGUUUCACUCGCGGGUGGGUUUGGUACUAUCGAAGAGCUGAUGGAGAUGACGACGUGGAAUCAGUUGGGGAUCCAUCAUGUGGGUGUGGUCUUGUUGAAUGUGAAUGGGUAUUGGGACGGCGUGGUGGCUUGGUUGCACCAUGCGGUCAGCCAGGGAUUCAUCAGUGCUGAGAAUGGGAGGAUCCUGGCCGAGACGAGCAAUCCCACAGAGGUCUUGCCCAUGUUGAUGCGGUACCAGGGCAGCUCGGAUCGGAUGCUGCUGAACUGGGGGGAUGAGUGA
Molecule: messenger RNA, 711 nt
Organism: Aspergillus nidulans FGSC A4
Lineage: Eukaryota; Fungi; Ascomycota; Eurotiomycetes; Eurotiales; Aspergillaceae
Product: LOG family protein
Exons: 2
Coding region: 1-711 (236 amino acids)
Biological process (GO): cytokinin biosynthetic process
Molecular function (GO): hydrolase activity
Source: RefSeq, a predicted model, not a curated record